AUGUCCCCUCACACAGAACCAGACACCUUCAAAGGCUGGGUUGCCCACGAUGCCAAAAGCCCCCUAACAUACACAACUUAUACCCCAAAACCCUUUACGCCCACCGACGUUGAAAUCUCCAUAUCCCACUGCGGCAUCUGCGGCACCGACAUCCACACCCUCCGCUCAGGCUGGGGUCCCACCGACUACCCCUGUGUAGUCGGCCACGAGAUAAUCGGCACAGUGACACGCCUUGGCAGUGUCAUCGAAUCCGACUCCACCCCUCACGCAAUCCGUCUCGGCGAUCGCGUCGGCAUCGGCGCACAGAGCGGCGCCUGUCUCCGCGCAGACUGCGAAGCCUGUGCCGACGGCGAGGAAUCCUACUGCGCUCGCAUGACAGGUACAUACAACGGACGGUACAGCGAUAAGUCGAAGUCGUAUGGCGGGUUUGCCGAGAAAUGGCGCGGACCUGCGCAUUUCGUAUUCCGGAUUCCGGAUUCUCUUCCCUCGGCCGAGGCGGCGCCGUUGCUGUGUGCGGGUGUUACUGUUUUUGCACCGAUGAGAAAGUACGGGGUUGGGCCGGGGAAGACGGUGGGUAUUGUUGGAGUUGGGGGGCUGGGACAUUUGGCGAUUUUAUUUGCUAGGGCUCUUGGGGCGGAUCGUGUCGUUGCUAUUUCGCGGUCGUCUGGGAAGAAAGCCGAUGCUGUUGGGGGGCUUGGGGCUGAUGGGUUUAUUGCUACGGGUGAGGAGAAGGGGUGGGCGAAGAAAUACUCGCGUUCGCUUGAUGUUAUCUUGUGUACGGUUUCGGCACAUGAUAUGCCCUUUGCGCAGUAUUUGAGGUUGCUUAAGCGGGAUGGGACUUUUGUGCAGGUUGGAGUGCCCGAGGAUGCGUUGCCGCCGCUUAUGGCUUGGAGUCUUAUUCAGAAGGGUGUUAAGGUCACUGGGUCGAAUAUUGGUUCCCCGAGUGAUAUUCGAGCUAUGUUGGCUUUGGCUGCGGAGAAGAGGGUCUUGCCUUGGAUUCAGAAGAGGGAUAUGGUGGAUGUUAAUCAGGCGCUAGUUGAUAUGCAUGAGGGUAAGGCGAGAUAUCGGUAUGUGCUGCAAAAUGGGAAGAAGGCGAAGUUGUAG
Messenger RNA from Penicillium hordei, 1104 nucleotides. Its product is annotated as NAD(P)-dependent alcohol dehydrogenase. NCBI's taxonomy places the organism in Eukaryota, Fungi, Ascomycota, Eurotiomycetes, Eurotiales, Aspergillaceae. The coding region runs from base 1 to 1104 and encodes 367 amino acids. Gene Ontology annotation, molecular function: zinc ion binding; alcohol dehydrogenase (NADP+) activity. The record is from RefSeq and is a predicted model, not a curated record. The transcript has a single exon. Gene Ontology annotation, biological process: alcohol metabolic process.